GAACCGAUACCAGUCCUUCGAUCUCGCCAUCAUGCCAUGGAGCCGCCAGUCCUCCCACGUCUCCUGUUCCACCCGGAGCUCCCAGAGUUCUCUGCCCGGUGGGCCGCAAGGGGUGCAUGCAGAAAAUGACGGACUCUUCUUUCUUUGGCAAACCUCUUCGUCCGCUCCCGAUGAUCUGGCGCAGAGCGGGGUGGCACCAGAACUACCCAGAUUGAAAGGUCGAUUACAUCUGCCCAGUGCCCAUGGAGCCCAGAGCAUAAUCAAGUUGCUCUCACUGGAUAGGCAGAAAGAACUGGCGGGGCACGAUGCAGCAGCCUAUGUGGAAGAGUUCAAGGAGUGCUGUCGUCAAAAAUACACAACCCUUGUCCGAUGUUGGCGUAUGCUUCUGGACCCUGCGUGCAGCGGACGUGUUUCCUUUGUGCCCUUCUGCAGUGCUGCAAGAUCCAUGGGCUUCUCGCAUAUUUCCACGCUUUGGAAACAGCUCGAUUUCGAGCAUAGCGGCUUCAUCACCUUGGAAAAUUGGGAUCCGUCUUGCUACCAUACCAUCAUGAAGUUUCGAGGGGCCUGUCUCAAUCGCUAUAGCAGUUUGCCAGAAGCUUUCCAGUGCGGCAUGGACAAAGUUGGUUGUGGCAUGUGCCCGAAGAAAGACUUCAAGAAGUAUUUGGAGGAGAUAGACUUCCAUGGACACAAGUCCGCUUUGUGGGCAGCCCUUGAUGUGAAGCAAGAUGGGUACAUUACUGUGGCCGAAUUGGACAUUCUGAAAUGUCAAGGUGAGCAUUUUCAUUCCGAGGUGGAACAUCGCGACCAUUGCUUUCGACAUAGGCAUUGUCGUGAACCCUGUUCUGAAG
Messenger RNA from Cladocopium goreaui, 848 nucleotides. Lineage: Eukaryota; Dinophyceae; Suessiales; Symbiodiniaceae. The record is from the annotation of a GenBank genome assembly.